AUCUCAGUUGAUGCCUAUUUUUUUUACCUGAGAUGGUAUUCCAUAUUUAAACAGAUUAUAACGUUACUUCAAAGAACUUCCUACACCAACAACUUCACUCGUUUUUACCAGAGUUGGUGUUCGGGGAAGGAUUUGUCACCUGUGAUUUGAUAAUUCCUUCACUCGACCACUGCCGGGGACAUCGCUUCAUAUUGUCAAGAUGGGCAAUUGGCAAUCAAACUACACUUGCUCUCAGGGUCAUCAACAUGGUUCUAAGGCGGAAUUAAAGGAGUGCAAUGAUCGUAACAGUUAUUUUAAAUGUGCAUAUGGACAUGACCACCGUUCACGCGAGGAAGUAACCGCAUGCCAUGAUCAUAACAGUUAUUUUAGAUGUGCAUAUGGACAUAACCACCGUGGACGCGAUGACGUAAACGCAUGCCAUCAUCAUAAAGAAGAAAUGGCUAAGAUUGAGGCACGUACUAAAGAAGAAAUGGCUAAGACUAAGGCACGUGCUAAAGAAGAAAUGGCUAAGACUGAGGCGAAUGCCAUACAUAUGCUUAAUGAAACAAAGGAGAAGAGUAAAUUAUGAUGUACCUGUUAUUCCAUAUACCAACAGGUACAACUGUCUGAAGGCUGUACGGGGAUCCAGGCGAUGAGUGAAAACAGACAAAAGACAUAUAAUCAUAUGAAUGACUGAUUAAGUAAUGAGUAUACAACCUAUUCAAGUGCAUUUGUAAAAUGUAAAACACACCAAUAUUCAUAUAAUUUGGUCAAAAAUAUAAAGCUUGACGCGUUUUUUUUUUUUUUAUCUAUAAUCAUCAUUGCUUACAAUUAUUACCACAAAAGUUUGCUAUGAAAUAAAUAUAUCUUAUCUUAA
Messenger RNA from Pecten maximus, 856 nucleotides. RefSeq lists its product as uncharacterized. The record is from RefSeq and is a predicted model, not a curated record. Bases 200 to 568 code for a protein of 122 amino acids. The transcript is spliced from 10 exons. Lineage: Eukaryota; Metazoa; Mollusca; Bivalvia; Pectinida; Pectinidae.